Molecule: messenger RNA, 2876 nt
Organism: Peromyscus maniculatus bairdii (prairie deer mouse)
Lineage: Eukaryota; Metazoa; Chordata; Mammalia; Rodentia; Cricetidae
Gene: Afg2a
Product: AAA ATPase AFG2A
Cellular component (GO): cytoplasm
Molecular function (GO): ATP binding; ATP hydrolysis activity
Source: RefSeq, a predicted model, not a curated record
CCUGCAGUCAUGUCUUCCAAGAAGAACAGAAAGCGGCAGAAAGAGGGCGCGGAGGGCACCUCGCCCUCGCUGUCUGCUGCUGCGUCUCGCUCGGGGACUCCGGCCCCUCUCGCCCGGCCGGCCGUGGCGGCGCCGGGGAUGCUGGUGGUCACCAACUUCCUUGAGAAAGUAGAUGGCAAAGUUCCCAAGACAUUCCAGAAUUCCCUUGUUCAUCUUGGACUUAAUACUAUGAAGUCUGCAAACAUUUGCAUAGGUCGACCAGUGCUCCUUACCAGUUUGGAUGGAAAGCAGGAGGUUUAUACAGCCUGGCCAGUUGCAGGAUUUCCUGGAGGCAAGGUUGGCCUGAGUGAAAUGGCACAGAAGAACGUGGGUGUGAGAGCUGGUGAUACCAUCCAGGUCCAGCCUCUUUUGGGAGCUGUGCUUCAGGCUCAGGAAAUGGACUUGGCACUGAGUGACAAAGAUAAGGAAAUUAAUGAAGAAGAACUGACUGGUUGUAUUCUGAGAAAACUAGAUGGCAAGAUUGUUUUACCAGGCAACUUCCUGUACUGUACAUUCUAUGGACGACUCUGCAAGUUACAAGUGUUGCAAGUAAAAGGGACAGAUGGCACAACAUUGGGCAAACCUCAGAGUGCCUCUGCUACUGAUAGCCAGGGCCUGGCCUCUGAACACUCUAGCAUGGAAAGCAGUGACGGGGAUAUAUCCUUCCAGCUAAGCCAGUUAGAUCUGAAAGAGCCUCAGAGCCCAGCAUCCCAGAGUACUCCCUGUAAAUCCAUUAAAGACAGAGUUAUGAAUAAAGCUGGUGAAGUUUUGUUAGAUGUUACACAGAGCCCCAGGGAUGGCAGUGGACUUGGACUGGAGGAAGUCACAGGUCCUAAGUGUAGUUUUGAUUCAUCCAGAGAAGGAAAUACACAGCCUGUCAGUGAAGAAAAACUACUGAAGUCUACCAGUGCAGGGGCAAAGAGGAAUACUGAUACUUUUUAUUUUAUUUCUUCGACAACAAGAAUCAACCUUAAAAAAAUUUGUACAAAUUCAAAAGAACACGACAGCCAAUUCAAAGUAACUUAUGACAUGAUUGGAGGCUUAAACAGUCAGCUGAAAGCAAUAAGAGAAAUAAUUGAACUGCCUCUCAAACAGCCUGAACUUUUCAAGAGUUACGGGAUUCCAGCACCUAGAGGGUUGUUACUCUAUGGUCCUCCAGGCACUGGAAAGACAAUGAUUGCUAGGGCUGUUGCGAAUGAAGUUGGAGCUUAUGUUUCUGUAAUUAAUGGUCCCGAAAUUAUAAGCAAAUUCUAUGGUGAGACUGAAGCAAGGUUACGCCAGAUAUUUGCUGAAGCCACCCUACGGCACCCAUCAAUUAUUUUUAUUGAUGAGCUGGAUGCACUUUGCCCUAAAAGAGAAGGAGCCCAAAAUGAAGUGGAAAAGAGAGUUGUAGCCUCACUCUUAACACUGAUGGACGGCAUAGGCUCAGAAGGAAGUGAAGGACGGGUAUUAGUCCUUGGGGCUACUAAUCGCCCUCAGGCGCUAGAUGCUGCACUCAGAAGACCAGGACGAUUUGAUAAAGAGAUUGAGAUCGGGGUUCCUAAUGCCCAGGACAGGCUUGAUAUUCUCCAGAAGCUUCUCCGAAGGGUGCCACACUUGCUCACUAAAGCUGAGCUGCUGAGGCUGGCAAAUAAUGCCCAUGGAUAUGUUGGCGCAGACUUGAAGGCUUUGUGUAAUGAGGCAGGUCUGUAUGCCUUGCGAAGAAUCCUGAGGAAACAGCCUAAUCUCCCUGAUAGCAAGGUGGCUGGCAUGGUGAAAAUUACCCUGAAUGAUUUCUUACAAGGGAUGAAUGACAUCAGACCUAGUGCUAUGAGAGAGGUAGCGAUUGAUGUCCCAAAUGUAUCCUGGUCAGAUAUUGGAGGACUGGAAAAUAUCAAACUGAAAUUGAAACAGGCUGUGGAAUGGCCCUUGAAACAUCCUAAGUCUUUCAUCAGAAUGGGUAUUCAGCCACCUAAAGGAGUUCUCUUGUAUGGUCCUCCUGGAUGCUCCAAAACAAUGAUAGCAAAGGCUUUGGCCAAUGAAAGCGGGUUGAACUUUCUAGCUAUAAAGGGGCCUGAGUUAAUGAAUAAAUAUGUCGGUGAAUCUGAAAGAGCAGUUAGAGAGAUAUUCCGUAAAGCAAGAGCAGUGGCACCUUCCAUUAUCUUUUUUGAUGAACUUGAUGCUUUGGCAGUUGAAAGAGGCAGUUCUUCAGGAGCUGGGAAUGUUGCAGACCGUGUUUUGGCUCAGCUGUUAACGGAGAUGGAUGGGAUUGAACAGCUAAAAGAUGUAACAGUUUUGGCAGCUACUAAUCGCCCAGACAGAAUAGACAAGGCUUUGCUGCGGCCUGGAAGAAUUGAUAGGAUCAUUUACGUGCCCUUACCGGAUGCAGCAACAAGAAGGGAAAUACUGAACCUACAGUUCCACUCGAUGCCAGUCAGUAAUGAGGUUGAUCUGGAUGAACUCGUCCUCCAAACUGACACUUAUUCAGGAGCAGAGAUCAUAGCUCUCUGCAAGGAGGCUGCUCUUCUGGCCCUGGAAGAAGACAUUAAAGCUGACCGCAUUAUGAAGAGGCAUUUCACUCAAGCCUUGAGCAUUGUGACACCUAGAAUCCCAGAGUCACUGAUGCGUUUUUAUGAAGAUUACCAAGAGAAGAGUGGGCUACACACAGCCUAAGAAAUACAUACUUAUAUGCAUAUAUUUUGUAGAGAAAAGUUUUGUUUGCAAAUUUUGUCUUGAGAGUGUUUACAGUUUCUUAAUAGGUAAAUGUUUGAAAUAUCCUCCCUGGAGUUGAAGAGCCUCACCUCAAUGUUUUUGAAUCAUUCAAGUACAAUAAACAUAUCUCUGGGCAUGAGUUCAAA